AUGCUAGAAGGUAUAUUCGAAGAAGCCAGCUUAUUUAAGAAGAUUAUCGACUCUUUCAAGGACUGUGUUCAAUUGGUCAAUUUCAACUGUAAUGAACACGGUAUCGCCGCACAAGCCGUGGACGACUCGCGUGUGCUUUUAGUCUCGCUCUCAAUCGGAACAGAGUCAUUCCAGGAAUUCAGAUGUGACAGAGGUGUCACGCUAGGUGUCGAUCUUUCAUCGUUGUCCAAGAUUUUGCGUUGCGGUAACAAUAACGACAACCUAACUCUGAUUGCCGAUGACACCCCAGAUUCGGUUUUGCUGUUAUUUGAGGACACCAAAAAAGACCGCAUCAGUGAGUAUUCUUUGAAGUUGAUGGACAUCGAUGCCGAUUUCUUAGACAUUGACGGUAUGGAAUACGAUACCACUAUCACCAUGCCAUCUGCCGAGUUCGCCAAAGUCGUCCGCGACUUAAACCAGCUAAGUGACUCUCUGAACAUUUUGGUCACCAAAGAUACCGUCAAGUUUGUUGCCGAAGGUGACAUCGGUUCCGGUUCCGUUAUCGUAAAGCCUCACACUGAUAUGGACAAACCUCAAGAAAGCGUCAAAGUGGAACUUGACAAGCCCGUUGAUUUGACCUUCGGUUCCAAAUACCUGCUGGAUAUCAUCAAAGGUGCCGGUCUAGCAGAGCAGAUCACCAUCAAAUUGUCCUCAGAGACUCCUGCGUUGUUUGAGUUCAGCUUACAAAGUGGAUACUUGCAAUUCUUCUUGGCUCCGAAAUUCAAUGAAGAAGAGUAA
Lachancea nothofagi CBS 11611 is the source of this 777-nucleotide messenger RNA. The record is from the annotation of a GenBank genome assembly. NCBI's taxonomy places the organism in Eukaryota, Fungi, Ascomycota, Saccharomycetes, Saccharomycetales, Saccharomycetaceae.